Molecule: messenger RNA, 1847 nt
Organism: Anopheles funestus (African malaria mosquito)
Lineage: Eukaryota; Metazoa; Arthropoda; Insecta; Diptera; Culicidae
Exons: 3
Coding region: 1171-1551 (126 amino acids)
Source: RefSeq, a predicted model, not a curated record
AACAAUCCAUUUUACAAUAUACACAUUAAUAUCAAUUAAUAUGCUCUCCUUUACUAAACACAAUGCAAGGUUUGAAAGAAUGAUUCUAUUCUACUUUACUGAUGCACAUUUAUUAAUGUUCUUUGUAAAAAAGGAUGAUAAUUAAAAUGAUUUCCCUCGGUUUCACUGAGGGUUUUGAACGUCACGCCAACCAGAAGCGUUACUGCAUUGGUCAUUGGACGUUAGAAACGUUUGCACAAUGACGCUAGCAGUUUUAUACUGACACUGGUUUGUGCCAGCUUUAUCAACAGUACCACAAGAACGCAAAGGGAGUGUUAACACACGAUCCACCACCGGUUUUCUGGUGGGGAGGUUAUCAAUCGUAAGAAAAAGGAAAGCACAUUUAAUUACCUGUCAAUCACACAUUAAACACAUCACAAACAUUGACGACAACGGCUACAGAUAGGGACACAGCAGCAACAACGGUUUUUAUUGAAAGGAGCAUGAGCGAAGCGUUGUGGAGUGGCCGGAAGUGAUUUUCGAUGAAAGUCACAGCCAAACAGUGAGACAGGGCAGGAUGUUUGAGUAGACUGCAAAUAUCACAUUUUCGAAAUAUACCGAACGCUUUGCUGUGUAAUGUGUUGUGAAAAGGGAAUCGUAGUACUUUGACUGUUCUGUAGUUUUCCAGCUGAAUUAAUCGCUGAGUGAAAGGCUUUGUGUAGGAGACACGGGGUUACCGUUUUACUUACACUCAGAUGACGUUCCAAAGGCUAGCAGCCCGGGUGGAAUCCGGUUCGGAAAACAGAUUCGUAUCAAUCAUGCUGGGUUCUGGGGUUUAAAAACAUCACACGCACAUAUUGUACGGACUGUGGAUACCUUUUGCAGUGGGCUAUAAAUUCUAGCAACUAGUAUUUACUACGCGUCACUGAGCGAACGUAUGCGUAUAUGUUAUGGACGUGCAAUAGUUGAUUGCACUCAGGGAUUAUAAAGAAACUAUCAGUUGUACAAAAUGCAGCAACAAAACAUAUCCUGAGUUAUUCCCAAGGUGAAUAGCUAUACACACAAUUUCAAAUCGAUAUGUCAAUAAAAACUCAAAGUAAUCGAAGUAGUCUGCAAUGUAUUUGGUAGAAUAAUUCAACUUACUAUUGACACACCAUCAUCAGUGAAGCUAGGAAAAGGUCAACGUUAAAAAUGUCUGCAGAUGGAGAUGAAGUUCCCCCAAAAAUAUACCGUCAUGUACUCAAAGGCCUACAAUUUUAUCACACUGUGGAUGGAAGCGGAUGCACUCACAACGAACUAGUUUCGUUCGUUUUCUUGAAGAAUAAUCGCAUGUAUAAUCCGGUGCUUGUGAAAAAAUGGGUCGGCGAUGUACUCAACACAUUAAAGAGCUGCCGGCUUCUAGGCGAGGAUCCGUUCGGGAACUAUCAUCUUCAUGGUGCAGUGUUAAAUGAUCUUUUUGAUAAUGACGAACAGUUCGUGCUGAAUCCAAAUCGUAAUAAUCGGGUUUUGAAACGUAAAGGCAAUCGUUACCUGCUGCCUAAACAUAUAAUACACGGCAUUUCCAAACCAUGAAGAAAAGAAAUUGAAGAAAUAUCCUUCCGACUCCGAGGCACUCAAAGGUUCGAUAUGACGUUUUAUACAAAACAGCACCACAGCAUUUUCUUCAGGCAAAUCACUGGGAACUUUGUUUGCGAAAGAUUAGCCCGUCUUCCCCUCGUCGGGUAUCAUCUGUCUCUUAAGUUAUAUCUAAAAAUUGACCAAGAAGAUGAGAAGUCGCUGCUGCAACUUCAGUGUGCGAGCGGAGAAAAUAGGAAGCCUCGGGCGUAAAUUGUCUCCAACAUAAAAGACUUCAUUUGUUACUGUAGAAA